Messenger RNA from Rubroshorea leprosula, 3005 nucleotides. NCBI's taxonomy places the organism in Eukaryota, Viridiplantae, Streptophyta, Magnoliopsida, Malvales, Dipterocarpaceae. The record is from the annotation of a GenBank genome assembly.
AGAUCUGGGUUUUUCUCGAACCCACCCAGAUCUGGAGAGGAAGAAGAAGGGAGAAGAGAGAGCAAAAGAAUAAGAAGAAGGAAGAAGAAGGAUGAGUAGGAAAUCUGGGUUUACCUUGCUUUUUUUUUUUUUUUUUUGAGCUGCUAGAUUUUUCGAAGUUGCUGGUUUGCUUGGAGCUUGGAGGAGAUGCAGGAGAAAGAAGAAAGGAAGGUUGGAGGAUGAGGAUGAGGGCAUUUAACUCAAUUAUAUAAUAUUAGAGCAAUGGUAGUUGGUGGGCGAAGGGAUACUGUCUGCUUUUUGGCUACCUUUCUAUCUCUGUUUCUAAUAUCAUUGCUUCUGACAAAUGUUGAAGCUUUUGAUUAUCCAUCAACUGUGAAGCCUCCCGUCUCUUGGAGUAACCACCUCCCAACUGACUUCAAUUUUUGGGAAUCAGCAGGGGAGAGACCUAUCUUGGUUAAUGGGGGUUUUGUGUGUGGCUUCCACUGCAAAUUUGAAGGAACCGCCUGCCUCUUUGCUAUUUCCAUCCUUCCAUCCAGUUUUGAUGAAAACUCCAACUUUUCUACACAAAUGGUAUGGACUGCUCAUAGAAACAAGCCGAUUGGAUUUGGGGCCAAAUUGCAAUUUUCUCAAGAAGGAGAUUUAACACUGCAAGAUGAUCAUGGCACUCUGGUUUGGUCUACAAACACAACAGGUAAAUUUGUUUCAGGAAUGAAGUUAACUAAUCAGGGUAACCUUAUACUGUUUGAUAGAAACAAUGAGACGGUUUGGCAGUCUUUUGAUCAUCCGACAGACUCUUUGGUUAUUGGGCAGAGGCUAGUUUCUGGACAGAAAUUGGUGGCAAGUAUUUCAGCCACAAAUUGGAGUGAGGGUUUAUAUUCAUUUUCAAUUGAUAAUCAUGGUUAUUUUGUAGCUUCUGCGGGGUCAGAUGCUACUGUAGUCUAUUAUCGAUCCGAUGACAACUCUGGAUUUAGUUUUUUACAAUUAGGCUCUGAUGGGCACUUGAAGUCCUUCGGGUGGGUAGAAUCAAACUGGAAGGAAGUCGAUGAUUUCUUUAGCUUUCAAGUCGAUCGAUGUGAUUACCCAUUGGCUUGCGGAAAAUAUGGAAUUUGUAUACAAGAAGGAUGUAGUUGCCCAGAACCAGUUGAAAAAAAUGGACCUAUGUAUUUCAGGCAGAUAAAUCCUUCACAGUCAAAUCUUGGGUGUUAUCCAGAUAAUCCACUAUCUUGUGAGUCUCCUCAAUGGCAGAGUCUUCUUGAGCUGAAGGACAUAGAUAACCCUGGUCCAUCAAGUUUGAACUCUUUUGCUUAUAUCAGAACAGACAUAGAGAGCUGCAAGAGAGCCUGUUUAAAGAAUUGUUCUUGCAUGUAUGUUGUUUUUCAACCUUCUAAUAAAACUUACUCGGAUCCUGGCUACUGCUUUCUUAGAUCUGAAGCUUUGUCAUUCAAGAGAGCACGUACAUAUACAAGUCAAUCUCUAUUUUUGAAGGUGCAGAAUUCUCCAACAGCACAGAUUCCACAAAGGAAUCGUUCAUCACCAGCACAGAUUCCACUAAGAAAGAAAAGACAGAAUGUAGGAGUUGUAGUUGGAUCCACUCUUGGAGUCACUUUUAGUGUGCUUCUUAUCUGCACUCUCUUUUUACUACAAACUAAAAAAGAUCCAAAGGAUAUUGAGGAGGAUUAUCUGGGCCACAUAUCAGGAGCACCCAUGAGAUUCUCUUAUGAAGAGUUAAGGGUUGUAACCAACAACUUCAGCAACAAGCUCGGCGAGGGAGGAUUUGGUUGUGUUUUUCAAGGAGCAUUACCUGGAAGUGCUCAAGUUGCAGUAAAGUGCCUUGAUGGUUUUGGUCCUGUAAAGAAGUCAUUUAUAGCUGAGGUUGAGACCAUAGGAAGCAUUCACCAUUUCAAUUUAGUACGAUUGGUUGGGUUUUGUGCUGAGAAACUAUGCAUGCUUUUGGUUUAUGAGUACAUGUGUAAUGGGUCAUUGGAUCAAUGGAUCUUCUACAGAGACAAAGCGCUUGUUCUUGGUUGGCAAUGUAGAAGGAAGAUCAUUCUAGACAUAGCCAAGGGACUAGCAUAUCUCCACGAAGAAUGCAGGCAGAAAAUAAUUCACUUGGAUAUCAAACCACAAAACAUCCUCUUGGAUGAAAAUUUCAAUGCCAAGGUUUCUGAUUUUGGGUUGUCUAAGCUAGUAGGGAGAGAGCAAAGCCAAAUUGUGACAACGAUGAGGGGAACACCAGGUUAUAUGGCCCCGGAAUGGUUGAACUCGGCAAUCACAGAAAAAGUAGAUGUAUAUAGUUUUGGCAUUGUUGUUCUGGAAAUUUUAUGUGGAAGAAAAAACAUUGAUCGAUCUCUACCGGAAGAGGAUGCCCAUUUGGUGAGCCUUUUUAAGAGAAAGGUUGAGGAUGGUCAACUUCUGAAUCUAGUGGAUAAGUGCAAUGAGGAGAUGCAAUCAAAUACAGCAGAGAUUGUGGAGAUGAUGAAAGUUGCAGCAUGGUGUUUGCAAAGUGAUUAUGCUAGGAGGCCUUCAAUGUCCAUUGUGGUGAAGUUCCUAGAGGGUAAAAUGGCUGAUGAAAACGAAUAUGAUUUCUCAAAUCCACCAGGACCGUCUGAAGUGGAAACUCUCGGACACCAAAUGGAUGCAGCUGCAGUUACUGCUUCUACAUUGAUUCCAUCUAUCCUAUCUGGUCCAAGGUGAUGAUAUGGGGGGAGGAGAAGACAUAAAGCACGUGCUACAAUGUGUUAACUCGAUCGGCUUCAUCUCUUCCAUUUAAAUGCUAAGUAAUUGAGAAAAACUUCACUGCCCAAUUAGCGUAAGAGUAGAGACUGCCGCCAAAAGAGAAAUCGAUGGAGUGAAGUCCUUUCCUUGUGUUUGGGGUGUUUUUUUUUUUUCAAUUACAAAUUUGUCAUUUUUGUUUUAGUGUAAUACUAUUAGCUACUUCAACUUCAAACUUGUGUUGCAGCUCGAAUAUUGAAUUAUGAGUGUCAAUGUUACUGGUGUGAUCUUUU